Molecule: messenger RNA, 2566 nt
Organism: Carassius gibelio (silver crucian carp)
Lineage: Eukaryota; Metazoa; Chordata; Actinopteri; Cypriniformes; Cyprinidae
Gene: ficd
Product: FIC domain protein adenylyltransferase
Exons: 3
Coding region: 211-1560 (449 amino acids)
Molecular function (GO): protein binding
Source: RefSeq, a predicted model, not a curated record
CAGUAAGCCCAUACCCAGGAAAAUCAACCAAUCAAAAUCAUCCUCGCGGCCAUGUCAGUUUCACGGAAGUUGACGUUGCUAACGCCAGUGCAAACAUCUCUAAUCAUAGCCAUCAUUUAUAGUGAUGAUAACACAUCAUUAACCGGUUUUCAGAGAGUGUUUUGCAAGAAUGUUGGAGACGUGGCCUGUGAAAUCUGGAGCCCUUGAUUGAUGGCAGCUCUAGCGGUGUUCCGUCAUGCCUGCAGCGGUCCUCUGCUCUGGGGCUGGGGACCCGUUCUGUUUGGUCUGCUGGGGUCUGUAUUUGUUCUGCUGCUGCCUUUAGCAGGAAUAGAGGAUCAAUGCUGUGCCACGCUGAAGGGUCUUGCUCUUCUGCGCUGCCAGCUGUGGGGUGGUGUCCAGCAGCCUGUCGUGCACACCACCAGCCUGACAGUCCCUUUCACUGCACUAGACCUCCUGCCACAGAAAGUCAAGCCCAGUAAAGAGACUCAGCUGGAGGCAAAGGCAGCUCUCCAGCAGGCUUUGGAAAUGAAGAAAAAUGGCAAGAGGGAGAAGGCUCAUAAGCUGCUCAUCCACGCGCUCAACAUGAACCCAGAGUUUGUGGAGGCGCUCACUGAAUUGGGCACCAUACUGGAGGAGGAAAAAGACGUUGUCCAAGCAGACCACCUGUACACCAAGGCCCUCGCCAUCUCGCCCUGUAACGAGAAGGCUCUGGUGAGCAGGGAUCGCACGCUGCCAUUAGUAGAGGAAAUAGAUCAACGCCACUUUGGGAUCAUUGAUGGAAAGGUACGACGUCUCAUGUCUAUACCCAAAGGCAACUCUGCUUUGCGUCGAGUCAUGGAGGAAACCUACUACCAUCAUAUUUACCACACCGUAGCUAUCGAGGGCAACACGCUCACUCUGUCCGAAAUUCGCCAUAUUAUUGAGACCAGAUAUGCUGUACCAGGAAAGAGUCUACAAGAACAGAACGAGGCCAUUGGUGUCGAUGUAGCCAUGAAGUACAUCAACACCACCCUGCUGUCCCGUGCUGGAGCAAUCACUGUAAACGACAUCUUGGAGAUACACAGACGGGUACUAGGCUACACCGAUCCCGUUGAAGCCGGGCGCUUCCGUGCCAGCCAGGUGUUCGUGGGACAUCACAUCCCACCGCACCCGCAGGACUUGGACAGGCACAUGCAGGAGCUGGCGCAGUGGUUGAACUCGGAGGAAGCGCUGAAUCUGCACCCGGUGGAGUUCGCAGCUCUCGCGCACUAUAAACUGGUUUACGUGCAUCCGUUCGUGGACGGGAACGGACGGACAUCCCGACUGCUCAUGAAUUUAAUCCUAAUGCAAGCUAGUUAUCCGCCGAUCACCAUUCGAAAAGAGCAGAGGGCGGAGUAUUACACCGCCCUGGAUACUGCCAAUGAGGGUGACGUAAGGCCCUUUAUUCGCUUUAUCGCAAAAUGCACAGAAAUGACACUCGAUACGCUCCUGAUAGCCACAACCGAGCAUGCAGUUGGGCUGCCUGAUGCUAGUAAUCACGCCUGUAUUGAUUGUAAACACACCAUACCUGUGCAUAGCUGAUGGAUGCAUGUUCGUAGAUGCAAAACGUUUGCAUGUGGUGUAUAUCGAAGUGCCAUAUCAGCCUCUGUAAUGAAUCACUCUCCAACUUUAUACUGCUAGCAUGGGACCUACAUGGACUUAUUGUGUAUCCAUUUUAAGUCUGUGCAUUUACUGUGUAGCUAUAUCCAUUACAGAUCCUUUGUUUCUUAUUUUGAAAUGUAGACCAUUCAAAAUGUCCUUAUUUGAGCCUCUACUUUGUUGUCAGUUUUAACUUUUCUUUUCCACUGAAUGAACAGUAUUAGGGCAGAUCUUCAGAUCCUUUAGCAACUAAAUCCUUCUGCUUGUGAGUUAAAGAUAAUGUGUCUGUCUGUUGGGAACAGUAUUCAUACUCAUACUUUUGUGAUGUUAAUCUCUAUUCUUGGACUUUUUUCUAGUCUCAAAAAGCAAGAUCGAAUUAGUCUAUUAUGAAGUUUGCUUGUAAAAAGAACGGAGUGCAGUUCUUUAGUGAUGAUUUACGAGCGGAAGUAUAUGUUGUGAGCUCUACAGCUUGUUGGACACAUUUUUGACUUUCAAGCUGGCAGGUUACAGCCAGGAAAUGUCAUGCUCAAAAUUGAGUGUCUGCCAAACCCAGUUUGAGUAAUAAUUAACCUUUAGUAGUCAACCAUUUUGUUUUGAAUUUUGAGGUUCUUUAAAGUUUUGUUUAAAAGAUAACUUUAUUUUGAGAUGUUACUUAUAUUUAAAAUGUUAAUAAUAAUAAUAAUAUUCCAUAUGAAAUGAUUCUGAUACAUGAUGAAAGGAACAUUAUAAAUGCCUACAGCUGUUCAGAAGUUUAUUUAUAAUUGAUUACAGGAGUGUUGAAAGGUUUUAUUAAGAAUAAUGUUAGGGAUUUUCAUUUUAUUUUUUUGAUUGACAUUUUGAGUUUGCCACUAUUGUCAAGCACUUUAAUCUAUUUAAAGAUAGCUUUAAACUAUUUUACUACUUGUAAAAGGUAUUUUAUUAUUGUAAUAAAUUAUUGUCCAACUUCUCA